AUGCGGGUUUGAAUAAGGUGGAGGUAUAAAUGAGCAGGGCAGGUGAAGGCCAAGUCCACUCUCUAAAGGGAGCAACAGCACUACCGCCUCUUCUCCUCCCUUUCUGGGUCCGCCGCUGUGUGAGUGAGGAUGUGUGACGAGGAAGAGACCACCGCUCUGGUGUGUGAUAAUGGUUCUGGGCUGGUAAAGGCCGGGUUUGCCGGAGAUGAUGCCCCCAGAGCUGUGUUUCCCUCCAUCGUCGGCAGACCUCGCCACCAGGGUGUGAUGGUGGGUAUGGGACAGAAGGACAGCUAUGUAGGAGACGAGGCCCAGAGCAAGAGAGGCAUCCUGACCCUCAAAUACCCCAUCGAGCACGGCAUCAUCACCAAUUGGGACGACAUGGAGAAGAUUUGGCAUCACACCUUCUAUAACGAGCUCCGUGUGGCACCUGAGGAGCAUCCUGUUCUCCUCACUGAAGCUCCACUCAACCCCAAAGCCAACAGAGAGAAGAUGACCCAGAUCAUGUUUGAGACCUUUAACGUUCCCGCCAUGUACGUGGCCAUCCAGGCUGUCCUAUCCCUCUACGCUUCUGGCCGUACCACUGGUAUUGUACUGGACGCUGGUGAUGGUGUGACCCAUAACGUUCCUGUAUAUGAGGGUUACGCUCUGCCUCAUGCUAUUAUGAGGCUGGAUCUUGCUGGUCGUGAUCUGACUGACUAUCUGAUGAAGAUCCUGACUGAGAGAGGCUACAGCUUCGUCACCACUGCUGAGCGUGAGAUCGUCAGGGACAUUAAGGAGAAGCUGUGCUACGUGGCUCUGGACUUUGAGAAUGAAAUGGCCACCGCUGCUUCAUCCUCCUCUCUGGAGAAGUCCUACGAGCUGCCCGACGGUCAGGUCAUCACCAUCGGCAACGAGCGUUUCCGCUGCCCGGAGACUCUCUUCCAGCCCUCGUUCAUUGGUAUGGAGUCUGCUGGCAUCCAUGAGACCACCUACAACGGCAUCAUGAAGUGCGACAUCGACAUCCGCAAGGACCUUUACGCCAACAACGUCCUCUCUGGCGGCACCACCAUGUACCCGGGUAUUGGUGACAGGAUGCAGAAAGAGAUCACAGCUCUGGCCCCCAGCACCAUGAAGAUCAAGAUGAUCGCUCCUCCUGAGCGUAAGUACUCAGUGUGGAUCGGCGGAUCUAUCCUGGCCUCCCUCUCCACGUUCCAGCAGAUGUGGAUCAGCAAGGAUGAGUAUGAAGAAGCUGGACCUUCCAUCGUCCACAGAAAGUGCUUCUAAACACACACACACACACACACACACACACACACCCUUCACCUUACUGGAUGUUUGUGUGGUUCUGAAUUAUGUGGGUUCUCAGAUUCUGUAUCUGUGAGAUGCUGGUGAUUCAGGUUGUGGUAAUGAUGAAGAGUUCACUGUUACCCCCCCCCCCCCCUUUCUUUUUCUCUUUCUCUUUCUCUCUCUCUUUCUCUCUCUUCACUGACUCUUAUUUGGAUUUUGAUUGAAAAUGCAGUAAACUUUGAUACACAUCCACA
Messenger RNA from Astyanax mexicanus (Mexican tetra), 1520 nucleotides. Its product is annotated as actin, alpha cardiac muscle 1. The transcript has 9 exons. Lineage: Eukaryota; Metazoa; Chordata; Actinopteri; Characiformes; Acestrorhamphidae. The record is from RefSeq and is a predicted model, not a curated record. The coding region runs from base 130 to 1263 and encodes 377 amino acids.